GGCGUGGGCUCGAGAGCGCCAGCAGCGUUAAAGGCUGCUCCCCGCCCUGCUAGCCGGUCCAGUCACGGCAGUGCGCAGGCGCAGAGCUUACUCCUUGUCAGUCGGCGUCGCGUGCUGGCUAGAGGCUUUGUAGCAGCGGCGGCAGCGGCGGCUGGUCUCCGGCAUCAUGAGCGGCUUCAGCAGCGAGGAGCGCGCCGCGCCCUUCACCCUCGAGUACCGAGUCUUCCUCAAAAAUGAAAGAGGACAAUAUAUAUCUCCAUUUCAUGAUAUUCCAAUUUAUGCAGAUAAGGAUGUGUUCCACAUGGUGGUUGAAGUACCACGCUGGUCGAAUGCAAAAAUGGAGAUUGCUACAAAGGAUCCUUUAAACCCAAUUAAACAAGAUGUGAAAAAAGGAAAACUCCGUUAUGUUGCAAAUUUGUUCCCUUAUAAAGGAUAUAUCUGGAACUAUGGUGCCAUCCCUCAGACUUGGGAAGACCCAAGACACAACGAUGAACACACCGGCUGCUGUGGUGACAAUGACCCAAUUGAUGUGUGUGAAAUUGGAAGCAAGGUAUGUGCAAGAGGGGAAAUAAUCAGGGUGAAAGUUCUGGGCAUACUGGCUAUGAUCGAUGAAGGGGAAACCGACUGGAAAGUCAUUGCCAUUAACGUGGAUGAUCCUGAUGCAGCCAAUUAUAACGAUAUUAAUGAUGUCAAGCGGCUGAAACCUGGCUACCUGGAAGCUACUGUGGACUGGUUUAGAAGGUACAAGGUUCCUGAUGGAAAACCUGAGAACCAGUUUGCUUUCGACGCAGAAUUUAAAGAUAAGGACUUUGCAAUUGAUAUUAUUAAAAGCACUCAUGACUAUUGGAGAGCAUUAGUGACUAAGAAAACUGAUGGAAAAGGAAUCAGUUGCAUGAAUACCACAGUGUUUGAGAGCCCCUUCCAGUGUGAUCCUGAUGCUGCCAAAGCCAUUGUGGAAGCUUUACCACCACAUGAACCUGCCUGCACAAUACCAACAGAUGUGGAUAAGUGGUUCCAUCACCAGAAAAACUAAGGAAAUUUCUCUGGAAUACAAGCUGAUACUGCUGCAUCCUUUUCGUCUGAAAGCAUUAGAUGCAAAAGUAGUAACUUUUCCAAGCUUUAAAUUUAUAGAACUAAUCAAUCAAAUUCUGCUGUGACCAAUCCAAUAUAUCCAUACUGUUAUCCAUCUAAAAGCAUCUUUCAUAUCAACUAAGAUAACUUAGUUCCUGCUUAAAUAUCAAGACAGUUGUAGUUUGGAAGUCAUCUGUGAAUAAAUGUCCAAGAUAAGUACGUAUUGGAUGUAUAUGUUUGCCAUGUGUUAGGAAAUAAAAUUAUUUUAUUGAAA
Molecule: messenger RNA, 1345 nt
Organism: Orcinus orca (killer whale)
Lineage: Eukaryota; Metazoa; Chordata; Mammalia; Artiodactyla; Delphinidae
Gene: PPA1
Product: inorganic pyrophosphatase 1
Exons: 11
Coding region: 167-1033 (288 amino acids)
Biological process (GO): phosphate-containing compound metabolic process
Cellular component (GO): extracellular exosome; cytoplasm
Molecular function (GO): magnesium ion binding; inorganic diphosphate phosphatase activity
Source: RefSeq, a predicted model, not a curated record